CGGGCAACCAAGAACGUCAGGGGCCUCUUUCAUCUGCCCUAUCAGCUUAGACUGAAAUCUCUAAGAAUGUACAGCAGUCGAUAUCGGCUUUUGCGGGGGGAUCUCAUAAUGGUUUACCAGAUUCUGAAGAACCCAAACCACAUUUGCCGUCCGCUGCUGGAAUUGAACCACAACACUAAACUAAGAGGUCACCCUCUGAAACUGACAAUUCAUUAUAGCCGGCUUGAAUGCCGUAGAAAUUUCUUUUCUCUCCGCGUGUGUGAGCCUUGGAAUGCCCUCCCUAAUUAUGUCGUCUCUGCUCCCAAUCUGGCGAUAUUUAAAAAACGUGUUGACGAUGCAUUGUCUCACUUACAUUUCAUUUUAUGACUUGUUAGCCAGGGGCUACAAAACGCAAUCAAACGGUUUCUUGCCAAACGCCUAACCAUUGGAUUUAUGGAUUUAUACGUUUAAUAUGCGAACAUCUCCGCUAUU
Dicrocoelium dendriticum is the source of this 471-nucleotide messenger RNA. Lineage: Eukaryota; Metazoa; Platyhelminthes; Trematoda; Plagiorchiida; Dicrocoeliidae. The record is from the annotation of a GenBank genome assembly.